CUUCAUCUGUCAAGUGUGCACUGUUCACAAAUGCAGUCUAAAGUCUCUAUCCUUAUCGAGCGCGUCAAUGUUAUCGAGGAGCAACCUGUAAAGCUCCAGGAGUUCGAUGACGAUGUCUAUCCAGGAAUUGUCAUAGCCGUUGAACAAACCAGCUUCUUUGCGCGCUGCAAGAAGGUAAUUGUCAACACAGUCGUCAGCAUGACCUGCGGUGUCUCCAACAUUCCAUACAGUUUCUUUGCCAGAACCAACCAAACUGCCGGACCAAAGCCUGCUUGCAUCACUAUCAACGACCUCCCGCCAGUUUAAAUGAUUACGCACAUAAUUUUCCCCCUAAUGUUAACUUGGAAAACUCUUGUGUUUAAUGGGAAAUGUACUUUUUCCCAUUUCCCCUUAAUUUCCUCACAUCUGUGCAAUAUUCACAAGCAAUAAUCUACACUUUUUUCGAUUUUUUUUUCUAUUCUCUGGACAGUUAACAAAGAAAAAAAUUUUGAAGCAAAGGUUCUGUUGAUAUUCUGAAUUCAUUUUGCAUUUUCUCUUCUUGUUUGAAAAAUAAUAAAUAAAAAUUGAACUCCUAA
Caenorhabditis elegans is the source of this 575-nucleotide messenger RNA. RefSeq names its product ADH_N domain-containing protein (gene F47B10.4). The record is from RefSeq and is marked reviewed. The transcript is spliced from 2 exons. NCBI's taxonomy places the organism in Eukaryota, Metazoa, Nematoda, Chromadorea, Rhabditida, Rhabditidae. Bases 31 to 306 code for a protein of 91 amino acids.